Aethalodelphis obliquidens (Pacific white-sided dolphin) is the source of this 1223-nucleotide messenger RNA. It is a transcript of the gene COMMD9, whose product is annotated as COMM domain containing 9. The record is from RefSeq and is a predicted model, not a curated record. The transcript is spliced from 6 exons. NCBI's taxonomy places the organism in Eukaryota, Metazoa, Chordata, Mammalia, Artiodactyla, Delphinidae. The coding region runs from base 10 to 627 and encodes 205 amino acids.
UCGGGGAAGAUGGCCGCGCUGACGGCGGAGGUCUUUGCAGCUCUCCAGAGCCUGCUGAAGGCCUCCUCGAAAGAUGUUGUCAGACAGCUGUGCCAAGAGAGCUUUUCCAGUUCAGCCCUUGGCUCGAAAAAGCUCUUGGAUGUUACGUGUUCCAGCUUGUCUGUGACCCAGGAGGAGGCAGAACAAGGCUCCCCGUCUGUCCUGCAGCUGCUCCAGGCUCUGCACCGCCUCACCAGGCUAGUGGUGUUCCGUGACCUGUCCUCCGCCGAGGCGAUUCUGGCACUCUUUCCUGAAAAUUUCCACCAAAACCUCAAAAACCUGCUGACAAAAAUCAUCCUAGAACACGUAUCUACUUGGAGAGCUGAAGCCCAAACAAAUCAGAUCUCUCUGCCGCGCCUGGUCGACCUGGACUGGAGGGUGGACAUCAAAACCUCCUCAGACAGCAUCAGCCGCAUGGCCGUCCCUACCUGCCUGCUCCAGAUGAAGAUCCAGGAAGAUCCCAGUCUGUGUGGGGAGCAGCCCUCUGUGUCAGCUGUCACUGUGGAGCUGAGUAAGGAGACCCUGGACACGAUGUUAGACGGGCUGGGCCGUAUCCGGGACCAGCUCUCCGCUGUGGCCAGCAAGUGACGCGGCCAGCCGGCCCCCAGCACACGCCAUCCUCGCAGCAGGCAGCGGUGGGGACAUGGGGGCUGCUAUCCAGAAGGCGCGGUUGGACCAGGCAGAAGCAGCCAGGCCCCCGCGCUGCUUUUUCCUCUUUCCAAAGAUGGAGCAGAAGCUGCUGAUCUCGCGAGGCUCCUGUGUGGGACUUAAUGACCCCAUGGCAGCAGGAGGGAGCGUUUGCUUGGUCAGCCGCCUCCGUCUGGCUGAUUGGAAAAUUCAGGCCCAAAUUGUGGUGCUCGUCUUAAUAAGUUCCUUUCGCUCUGAUGAGCUCAUUUCCAGCUCUGGAAUGCACGCAGGGAGUCAGGUGGGUGACACCAGCAGUUCUGCUUCUCUGUCAGAGAAGCCAGGCGGAUCCCACAGGGCAGGGCCCCCUCUGCAUGCCUGCCUGCCCUGAGCCCAGAGCCUGCCCGAGCUCCCUCAGCCCUGCUGGACCACCUGGCAGCGAAGGAAGUCUGAAAUGGGAACUCAUUUCCUUCUCAUUGGAGCCAGAGGCCCCUUGAUGUAAUGCAGCCACUCAGGGUGAAGAAGUAGGAGUGAUUGGAAAUAAAUAACAGUUCUAAAAA